UUUUAAAGCGCAAUGGAAUAGUCUAAUGUCAACACGGGAGAUCGAAUUAAUGAUAAUUCAUCUUCAGAAGAAAUUGAUCUAGAAUUAUAAGAUGAUGAAGUAAAAUAAAUGGUAAUAAAGUUUAGACAUAGGUCAAUUAGGAAUGCCCUCAGGAACAGUAAGUCUUGAGUCACUUAUUGGAAAUAGGAGAAUUCAUCGAUUAUUAAGAUUCAAAUACAAAUAAAUGGAUAACUAUGAAGAUUGUGGAUAUUUAAAACUCAAAUAUAAGGCUAUAAUCUCCUUACUCCUCAAAUACUUUCUGGAUACAAUUUUCAUAUGAAAUUAUUCGUAAGUAGUGGAUUCCCGGAGUCCCUCUAUAAAAUACAAGAGUCGAAGUCUAUAAUUCCAACAAGGGAUGGUUGAUUGGUAUAGUCGUACAGGUAGAAAAGGACUCAGUACUAAUCCAUCAUUAGGGCUAUAAGAGAAUAUACGAUCAGAAUUAUCCACUCAAGGACAUUCAUCCUCUCGGCUAGAACUCUAAUGAGCCUGGAAUAGGAAAAUUAUUAAAAUAACAGCCUUAAUCAAUUCUAAGAUUGUAGCAUCGAUUUAACCUUUAUCUACAAUUAUAAAAUCUAUUAUCCAUGCGUAAAAAAUAUAAGGAAAUGGAAACAUCCUUACAAUCUAUUUUGAGUGAGUAGGGAAUGCUUAUAAGAGAAGUAUCAGGUGAUGGUAAUUGUAUGUUUAGAGCCAUAAGCGAUCAAUUAUAUGGCAAUGAAAUUUAUCAUAAGGAAUUGCGUAAAUUUGCUAUGCAAUACAUUCUAUAAGAGAAGGACUAUUUCUAAGAUUAUAUAAUAAAUGGGAAUGUUGAAGAAUAUGUCGAAUACAAAUCAAAGGAUGGUGUCUGGGGAGACAAUAUAGAACUACAAGCCUUUCGAGAGCUCUAUGAUAUUCCUAUUGAAAUUUAUGUUUGCAGCAAGGAACCAUUAAAAACUGGAUUAGAAGCUAAUCCUUUUAAUAAAGAGUAAUAAUUUAUUAGUAUUUCUUAGGCCAAUUAGAUUAUCAUAUCAUGGGAGAUCUCAUUACAACUCAAUAAAAUUAAAGGACAAGCAACAUUCAGCCUUAUUAGGAAGUCUAGAAAUUAGUUAAUAUGAAAAACAAAUGUUCGAGAAAUUGCAAGAAUAGAAAAACAAGCAAAAUGCAAAUAAUAAUAAUAAUAGAUAUGGAUAAUAAUUGUCAAGAGCUUAAUUUGAGAACUGUAUUAGCAACGAAUUGGAUAUAAUUUUUAAUGAAUCUAAAAGAUUAUUCUAGGAUCAAUAAUUAAAAAAGUAAAUUUACUAACAUUUAUAUAGUGAGUAAACUGCCAUUAAGGAAUCUUUGUAAUAGCUCGAAUAUGAAGAAGAAGAGGAAUAACUCAUGGAUAUGGUAAUUAAGGAGAGUGUUCAAGAAGCUUAAUUUAACUAAUAAUAUCCUGAUUAAUAGUAAGAAAAAUAAACUUAAAAAUUAUAAUAAUAUUAAUAGCAAUAAUAAUAACAACAGCAAUAGUAAUAGUAAUAAUAAUAGUAAUAAUAAUAACAAUAAUAAUAAUAAUAGUAACCUAAUUUAGAAAGUGAAAUAUUAAGGAAGAUUAUGGAAUAAAGCAAAUAAGAGUAGGAAUAAUAAUUUAUAUAAUAAUUUGAAGAUACACAAUUUUAAAAUGCUUUGAAGGAAAGUGAAAAAACAAUUUAUGAAGACCCCAUGAAUAAUCCAGUUAUUGCGUAAGUUAUGGCAAUGGGGUUCUUUACACUGGAACAAGUGAUCGAAGGUUAUGCAAUUCAUAGGGAUGACCCAGAUAUGAUCAUUAAUUAUCUUUAUGAAAAUUUCUAAUGA
Messenger RNA from Paramecium octaurelia, 1845 nucleotides. The record is from the annotation of a GenBank genome assembly. NCBI's taxonomy places the organism in Eukaryota, Ciliophora, Oligohymenophorea, Peniculida, Parameciidae.